UUUACAGUAGUGUAGCGGAACUGCACUGGCCAUGGGUGAUUGUCGGCGACCAUGCAGGUAAAGAUGGCAAAGGAUGAGGAUGAUUUAAAGGUGACAUGUCAGAUGAACUGGGACCUGCCCGGGGUGAUCUCUGAACGGGUCGGAGUAAAGGUUUGGGCAGCCAACAAUGUGGUGGAGAUGUUGUCUGCCGGCGACACCAUCCCCUUCAUCGCCAGGUAUAGGAAGGAACGCACAGGGGACAUGGAGGUGGACAAGAUACGCGAGGUGGAGAGAAACAUGGAGGAGCUGAGAGCUGUUGAAACCAAAGCUACCAUGGUUUUGAAAGCUGUGAAAAAAUUAGGAAAGCUGUCCGGAGAAUUGAAAUGUGCCCUGGAGAAUUCCAUCCUUUUGUCUGAAGUGGAAGCUUUGUAUGCUCCAUACAAACCUGGCCACAAGGGGACGCUUGCCGAAAGAGCCCGAGCUCUAGGACUGGAGCCACUGGCACUUCAGUACAUCAACCAUCCUUGGCGGGUUAAUGUGGACACCUACGUCAGGCUCGGCACUAAGGGCCUGUCCAGUCACGCUGAAGUGGAGGCAGGGGUGCAGCACAUUCUGGCUGACAUGAUGACCAAGGACAAGGAUGUGAUUGACCUUGUCAGACAGCUGGCCAAUGACAGAGGAGUGGCGCUAGAGUCAUCAGAAGCCAAGGGACUCAAGAAAAAGCUCAGCGAGAAGUCCCACGAUAAGGAACUAGACAAGGCUUAUAAAUAUGAAACAUAUUUCAAUUUCCGUAGACAAGUGUCACACAUUCAACCUCAUCAGGUUCUGGCAAUCAAUAGAGGAGAGGAACACAAAAUUUUAUCUGUAACCAUCACCUACCCCCAGAAUAUAAAACACAGGUUUUCCCAGUCCCUAAAGAGACGCUGGCUUAGAGAGGAACAUCGUAUGCCUGCAGCUGCCAUCGCUAUGGUCAAGAAAGCUAUAGAGGAUGCAUUUGACCGUCUGACACAACCACAAAUGACCAGACAGAUCAGGUCCGAGUUGUUGAAAGAAGCCAGGAAAUCCUCCAUUGAAGUGUUCGCUAAAAACCUGAAGCAGCUCCUCCUGAUGCAGCCAUGUAGAGGAAAAAGCAUCAUCGGGCUAGACCCGGGAUUUACCAACGGCUGCAAGACGGCCGUCAUCUCUGACACGGGAAAAGUACUUGACACAACAGUGUUAUAUCUGAGGGAUCACUCUAUGAAGCGAAAGAUAUUAGACCUGGUUUCUAAACACAGAUGCAACAUUAUUGCCAUAGGAGAUGGAUCUGGAUGUCGGGAGACAGAAAAGGUGAUUUCAGAUGUCAUCAAAGAAAACAAAGCAAACAUCCAUUAUUGUAUUGUGAGGGAGAGUGGAGCUUCCAUAUACAGUGUGACAGAUGUAGCCAAGCAGGAACUGCCAAAUUUAGAACCAUCUUUACGAAGUGCAGUUUCCAUUGCCAGACGUUUAUUGGACCCUCUUGCUGAGUUUGUGAAGGUUGAUCCUAAACACAUCGGAGUAGGACAAUACCAGCAUGACAUGCCAGAGAAACAGAUGCAAACUUCCCUGGACUCAGUUGUGGAGGAGUGUGUCAGCUUUGUGGGAGUGGACGUCAACACGGCUAGUGAACAUCUCCUCCGGAGGACAGCUGGACUGACAGCCACCCGUGCCAAGAACAUUGUCGAGUGGAGAGAAAAGAAUGGUGCGUUCAUCAACAGGGACCAGAUCAGACAUGUAAAAGGUGUAGGGCCCAAGUCUUAUGAACAGUGUGCUGGCUUUAUUAGAGUUCAUAAUACCAGUCCAGCCAGUCUGACUACUGAAGUAAAAGAAGAAGAACCUGAGGCGUCCACAUCUGCGUCGGGAGGUCGGAAAAGGAAAGCAACUACAAAGGUCACCAAAGCCAAGAAAGCCAAGAUGUCUGACCAACCUAACCCGCUGGAUAUGACCUCCAUCCACCCAGAAAGUUACCCACAAGCUCAACAACUUCUGGAGAGAAUUGGAGUGAAUCCGUCACAAGUAGGACACACCAAUUUCAUACGACAAGUUCAGGAUUUCACGAGGAAGACAAGUGUAACCAAGUUGGCAGAGGAGUUUUCUGUAGGGGAACCAACCAUGAAUCUCAUUGUUGGAGCCUUACAACAGCCACUUAACUACGAUUUCCGUGAAGGAUUCGAAAAACCUUUAUUUCGGUCAGGAACACGAGGAUUUGAUGAACUCAAGGUUGGGGAAACACUCACAGGAAAAGUGGAGAAUGUAACUCACUUUGGGGCAUUUGUUGAUGUGGGGGUGGGGGAGACAGGGCUCCUCCAUAACAGUGGUAUGAAGGGACAGAGCAUACAGCUAGGCAACCGCCUGGAGGUGAAAGUCCUCUCACUGGACAAGGGGCGAAAACGAUUCGGACUAGAAUUUGUCAAGUUUGGUUAGCCUAGUUUUGUAAUCUGUGCUAGAUGUUUUGAAUUGGGACCAAGGACUAAUGGGUAAGGCAAUAGUGGUUUACAUGUACAAUCAGGUUGUUAAUUGUUUAAAUGGGAGUACAUGUAUAUUGUAAUAAUGAUGGAAAAGUUUGUAGAAGAGUGAGAGAGAUUCAAGAUGUGAAAUUAUGUCAUAAGAUGUAUAUUUCACAAUAUUUGCCAAUCUAAAUCUUGCAAAAUAUGUCUGUGAACUUUUGCAUAAUUUGAAUACAAUUUCAGAUACCUGGAAAAUAUGUUUUCUGCUGAAAAACAAGUACAUGUGUCAUGUCAUGUCAUGUAUUGUUUUCUUGUUUCAUCUAUUGGCUUGUUUCUUUAGAAGAAUUCCAAUUUUUUUCGCAGGUAUUUAAGUGUAAAGAUUUGUGAUUAAUUCAGUCAAGAUUAUUUUGAUAAAUGUGUAUUAUUCGAUUUGACUUACUUAAGCUAAAUCUAUUACAUUGUAUAUUAAUUCAUGAUUAAUAUUACGUUGGCCAUUUAAUAUGACUACAUGUAUACUUCAGUCUUUUUACUGAAUGACACUGGUAGUCCUCAGAAUGAGAUUCAUCAGUUUGGUAUGAAUAAUAGAUGCAAAGUUAGUGUUUAACACACUCAAUAAUUUAAAACUUAUUUUGCGAGCUUUCUAAAGUGUCUGUUUCUUUGUCAUACAUAGAGUGUAAAUUAUCUGUGUCUCGACUCAAUUGCUGAAAACAACUCGCUAAUUAGCCACAGUGUGCCAAGUCAGCUGUCAGAAAUUGUCAAUAUUUUCUGACAGCUGACUUUACUGACUGGGCACAUUGUAUAGGGUUAAAAAGAGAUAUAUUGUAUUUGGUUUAAAGAUAGGCUAUGUGUACUAAUAUUCUUGUAAUAAUAUUCUGAUAAUAGUUAAUUAUAACCUAUAUUCAGAGACCAACUUCAACUUUAUGACCAGAGAUUGUGCGAGGAUGCUAAGCUCCAAAUUAAAGGAUACCUAUGGGAUGUCCAUUGAUUGGUCUACUGUAGCAGGUGGUUUCUAAAUAUAGAUUCAAUUAACAUGACAAUCAUUGUAACGGGGAGAAGUAAAAAGUGGUCUUUCACUUGAGAUACUUGUAGUGAUUGAUGCUUUAAUAAUUACAUGAAUGCAGGUGAAUUUUGAAUUUUGCUGUUUUUAGAAUGUUUUAACUAUGAUGUGUGUUUAUGGAAUCAAUAUUAUCCAUAAUUGAAAUGAAUAAAAUUAUCGUUA
Molecule: messenger RNA, 3660 nt
Organism: Mizuhopecten yessoensis (Yesso scallop)
Lineage: Eukaryota; Metazoa; Mollusca; Bivalvia; Pectinida; Pectinidae
Product: S1 RNA-binding domain-containing protein 1-like
Exons: 16
Coding region: 52-2418 (788 amino acids)
Biological process (GO): nucleobase-containing compound metabolic process; translation
Molecular function (GO): structural constituent of ribosome; mRNA binding
Source: RefSeq, a predicted model, not a curated record